Molecule: messenger RNA, 2193 nt
Organism: Penicillium bovifimosum
Lineage: Eukaryota; Fungi; Ascomycota; Eurotiomycetes; Eurotiales; Aspergillaceae
Product: RMD1 family protein
Exons: 4
Coding region: 1-2193 (730 amino acids)
Source: RefSeq, a predicted model, not a curated record
AUGACGCCCCCGGCCCGUGGACGGGGGACUAGCCAACGCAGCCCGACCGUCUUGGUCACAGAUUCCCGCGACCAACCCACCCAAGUACCACGUCGCCGCCGCUCGCCCGCAACCCGCUUCAUCACCGUGGACAACGUCCUCCAAUACGCCUCCGACGUGCCCUCAAUGCAGCAGCGCGGCCCACCCCCGAUCUCGCGGUCCCGCCGUCUGGCCUCCGCAGCAGGCCUCAUGACCGGCUCGAGCAGCGGAAGUUCCAGUGCCGUGGCAGGAUCCAGCGGUUCUAUGGGCCGACUUGCCGCUCAGCCGCGCCUCCCGCCUCGGACAACCAAGGUCAGCGAGAAGCUGGUGCUUCUGCCUGAUACUGGCGAGCUGGAGGAGGGUGAAACGGAGGAAGAAGAUGACGAUGAUGUCGAGGGUGCGGAUCUUGUGGAUGAGGAGCUGGUCGCGCGUCUGGCUAAGGAGAGGAAGGUCGACCCGGAAAUGAUUCGACACCAAUUGCUUAUGUCUAAGCGGCUUCGUGGUGAUUUCGGCGUUGAUAAUGAUCUUGCGCCGCUACUGGCUGAGGAGGAAACUCUGCGGAAACGUCGGAUUGGCCCUGAGCGCGCGAAGAGUUAUGCUGAGAGACUGCCGAAGGCGCGACGGACGGAGAAACUUGCUCGUGUUACGGCUUACUGUACGGCGCAGGCGUAUAAGAUGGGGUCUCUGGCUGCUUUUGUUAAGGAGCAGCAUGGUGGGCGGACGAAGCUUUAUGAUGAUUGUCUCUACACGGCGUAUCAUCUGCCUCUUUUACCUGGUCAUGAUGGUUAUCGUUUGCGCAGCAGUCCCGUGAUCAAAUACCCCGGUGGGAAGUCGCUGUUGGACGAGGAGAUUGAGCGAAAUGAGUUGCGUGAUUAUCAUGACGAAUUCGGUGUCGAGACGGAAGAGCAUUCGGUUGGUGGACGCAAUCGUCCAGAGGAAGAACACCAUUAUGAAGCCUCCCCUCAACAAUCUGACCUUGAUUCGCGGGGUGAUAACCGGGAGGACUUCUUGAAUCGUAUCAGCGAGGAGGUUCGUGGCGUUGGUGAGAAUGAGCAUGCUGUCAGCUCCAGCUCCAGCGUUGAGGGGCUGCAGCGUAUCCCACCGCUACCGCAACCCGAUGGCACUGAUGACAGUCGACAACCUUCGCCUGAACCUGCCCUCCGUCGUCGCAGACAUAGCACAGACGACACCCACGCUUUGAUCCGAGAGCGUUCUUCCCCACCCCCGGCUCCUCCAGCUUCCCUACCGCAAGCGCCAGCUCGCACGUUAUACAAUGUUGCCGAGAUGUUCGUCUUCAGCUACGGUGUGGUAGUUUUCUGGAACUUCACCGAGCGACAGGAGAAAGAUCUGCUUGCAGAUCUGGCCUUCGCUACAUCCUCGGCAACAGGCAUCCCCAUCCCUCUGGCAACGAUGCCUCUCGACGAGGAAGAUUUCGAGACCGAAGAGUUCCAUUUCGAGUACUCUACUGCGAUUUCGCGUCCGCGAGUCUACAACGAUAUGAUCACUCUCCGCAGUGGCGACCACAUGAUCAAGCUCGCUAUCAGUCACGGCAUUGCCCAAAGCACCAAACUAUGUUUCUUCGAGGAAGUCAUGGCUCGCCAGAUGGCGGAUGCCAAAGAUGUCCCCCGACGACUGGCAGUCACCGGCCAAUUAGGCAUGAAGCGCGAAGAGGUCUUCCGAAUUCUUGGUCGACUAUUCAAGAGUCGUGUCGAAGUCAACCUUUCCUCCAACAUGCUCGACGUACCCAACUUCUUCUGGGAAAGCGAACCAACCCUCUACCCCCUGUACAUCGCCGUCCGCGAAUACCUAGAAAUCAAACCCCGCAUCCAAGUCCUGAACGAAAGAUGUCGCGUCUUCCUCGAUCUCGCCGAGAUCUUAUCCGACUCAAUCGCCGACAACCGCACUUCCCACCAAACAUGGAUAAUCAUCAUCCUAAUCAUAAUCUCCAUCAUCGUCACUAUCUCCGAAGUUUUCCUCCGCUUCGCUCUCCUCCACUCAAGCCAGGGUUCAAGUACUCCGGCUAGUAUCUUUGCCCGAGCUAUGGGUCGAUCCGUCACUCCGUCCCCGUCUUCGGGAUGGGAUGCCUACUCUUCCGCGCCGCCUGGCUGUAUUUGUCCUUCGCUCGCUGCCGAUGGAAGUGCGGGUAUCGGUGUUAGUGGGAUGUUAGGGUAUUAA